AUUAUGGGAGGAGCUACCGCCACAAACCAGGAAAUAAUAGAAUAUUCACAUGAGCCUUGUGUUUUGAAGUUAAUUACUUAGAAAUUAUUUCAUAAUUUUAGUAUAUCUACAUUAGAUUAUUGUUUUGUUUUUUUUUGUAUUAUCAAGAAGCUGGGCACCCACCUCAUUUGCAGUCCGGAAAGAGUUCAUUUUUUCACUUUCAUCCAACUCCUGUUGACUUGUUGUUAUCGUUGAUACCUCUCCAAACUGGGAGAUGUGUUGCUAGGCUUGCCCCGAUUUUUAUAGCUGCCCCGUUGUGUAUCUUAAGUAUGUAUUGUUAUUAGAGGUGAGAUUGGUUAACGGGUGGACAUGGAGACCUUGGGAUCUCAAAAUCCUGAUUUGAGCUUGGUGCUUUCCUCCUGUGAGCCUGAGCUGCAGGAGCUGAUGCGGCAGAUUGACAUUAUGAUCAGUCAGCAGAGGACUCAGUGGGAGGCAGAGAUCUGGACCACUCAAGUCCAGCUGAAAACUGCCCAGGAGGAACUGUCCACCUCCCGAGAGCUCCUACAGAGGAAGGAGCUGGAGAUUUCAAUACUUCAAAAGCAGCAAGAAUCCACAAAGGCAGAACUUAUUUCGAAGUAUGAACAACAACUGCAAAAAGUCUGUGAAGAGUUAAAUAAAUUGAAAAGAAGUUAUCAGAAGCUUCAUCGCAAACAUAUGAAGCAGGAUAGCACUGGAGCAAAAGACUCAGACCAUUCAGAAGUGUCCAGACUCAAGGAGAAGAUUGAGGAACAACAAAGGCACUCCGCAGACUGGGAACAACAGUGUGUCAAAUACCAAAAACAACUCGCCACAAUAGAGACACUGAACAAGAGUCUGACUCAAGAAGUCUCACUUCUGAAAUCCCAGUGGUCACUGUCAAAGGAGCGAGAGCACAAGGAUUGUUGUUCACAGCUGCAGCAUCUUCAAGCUCAGCUGGAGAAAACUCAGGACAGUCUUCAUUCACAAGCGCUGGAGCUGGAGCGACUGCGCCCCCUGGAGGUGUGGUUGGGACAGUACCAGAGAGAGAAAAAGCUGCAUGCAGAAGAAAGCAAGGAGCUUCAUGCUCUGGACUCACAGGAUUCAUUUGUACGACGUGCCAGUUUGGAGUGGCAGAGGCUUCAAAAUGAAGCUGAAAGACUCAAACAGCUGCUACAGGCUAAAGAUCAAGUUAUACACUCUCUGGAGGACUGUCUGGCGGCUCAUGGCAGUGCAGGAGUGGAUACCGUGAGGUUUGAUCUGGAGAAGACCACCGCCAAACUGCAGUCUGCCCAGACCAGUGAGGCUGAGCUCAGGGCUGAAUUGUCAUGUCUGAAAGAGAAACUUGAGGUGAUGAGCAGACGUAAAGACGACCAAUCAAAGACGGAGCAGGAGCUGAAAAGUAUCAAGGCUGAAUAUGAGUCAUGCACUGCAGAAAUGAAAAAGCUGAGAGAGGAGCUUCAGCGGGCCCAGCAGACUCACAGUGGGGAGGUGGAGGGCAUGAGGAGUGAGGUGUCCAAACUGACCAGUGAGCUCCACCAGAGAGACCGCGCCAUCUCCUCACACAACGGCUCUAUGUGCAGCAUCCGGGAGCAGCUCAGAGAGGAGCAGCAGCAAACAGAGCAGCGGACCAUUCAGCUCAAAAUGACUCAGGCUCAGCUAGAGACUCUGAAAGGAGAGAACCAACAUCUGAAAAGUCUGCUUCAGCGCCAGGAUUCUCGUUCACCCAAGAGAGGCGACCCAUCCCUGGCAGCAUUAAGGGACAGUUACAUCUCGUCUCUGAGCAGUCUGGAACAGGAGAAUCUACAGUUGAGGCAGGCGCUUGGAGACGUGCAGAGUCGACUUGGUGCUUCCAAUUCAAAUAGUCAAACACUGCAAGUUACUACUCUACCUACUAGGGACCAAACAGACCAAAUGAAAACCAGGGAACCAGGCAGUGGCUCCAGCUACGAGGGGGAGAUCCAGAAACUGUUCAGUCAACUGCAAGUCAAACCCCAUCCCUCCAUAGGACUAUCUCACAGCGGCUCUCAGGACAGCCGGACCCAGUCUCCAGCUCUGUCCCGCCCCUCCUCCUCCAGCUCCUCUGAACUGAACCUGGGCAGGAGGAACUCAGCCUCCAGUGACUCUGCUGCUGAGGGGCCAGGCUCCACACAUUCAAAUACAAGGGAGAGGGCCACAGGAGCAGAAUCUUUGCCCCCAUCUCCUUCUGGUGGGAUGGUUUCUCGCUUCCUGGAGGAGGAGACACUGAGGUCCAAGGAGCUGCUGCAGAUACUGGAUUCUCAUAUCCAAAAUAUGACGGACAACAACACGAGGACUGUGUCCAAGUACCUGCCCAGUGCCAUGGUAACACAGGACCCUACUUCUACAAACAGUUAGUGACUGAAAUAUAGCAAGUCAAGAAAGUGCCUAAUACAUGUAGUUUAUUAUCUUGGAAUAUUGGAAAUAUAAUUUACAUUUUAAUCAUUGUAUUUUUACUUAUUGUACACAAUAUUUAAAGAUAAAAAUAAAAAAUGUAUUAAGUUUGACAAUGCCACAAUUAGUAUUAAUAAUAUGAUAAGAUGGAAAUUGCCACAUUGCAAAUGUAAACUGAUUUCAGGUUAUAGGUAAAUUAAACUAAUGAAAUAUACUUAAGACAUGAAGUUAUCCAUUGAAUUGCUAAUUUUAUCUUAUCAAACUUAAUAAUAAAGUGAUGUAUAUUUCCCAAGUAAUUGUGAAAUUCAAUGAACAUUCCAUUAUAAAUCCAUAUGGUCCUGAAUCACUGGAUCUGGCA
Periophthalmus magnuspinnatus is the source of this 2764-nucleotide messenger RNA. It is a transcript of the gene cep63, whose product is annotated as centrosomal protein 63. Gene Ontology annotation, biological process: de novo centriole assembly involved in multi-ciliated epithelial cell differentiation; centriole replication. The record is from RefSeq and is a predicted model, not a curated record. Gene Ontology annotation, cellular component: centriole. The transcript is spliced from 14 exons. The coding region runs from base 349 to 2370 and encodes 673 amino acids. Lineage: Eukaryota; Metazoa; Chordata; Actinopteri; Gobiiformes; Gobiidae.